GCUCAGACCUCCUUCAAGCAUCCACAGCUGCAGGUAUGAAUCAUUUUAAGGAGAUCCUGCCCAGAAUAAGGAAGAUUCUUUCAGGUGCUACAGCUUCUGAUGACCAUGCAUUGCUUAACCUCAUGCUGAAAGAACAUGUGAUAUCCAAGGAGUACCAUCAGGCCUUGCUCCAUGAAAAAGACAGAGAGGACCUUGCAAGGAAGAUUUCUCUGACAUUUGUGGAGAAAUGGGACCUGUAUUGGAAUACUUUGAUUCCCCACUCUUGUUUAAACCUCUGUGGCAGUAGACCUCAAAACAUUACAGAUAAUGAGCCAACAGGAACCAAGCACAUGUCUGACAGCAAGAGACAAAUCAUGGAUUCAGCAUUGGUGUGUGAAAAUGGCUAUCUUGACUUGCUGCACAGUGACAUCGAUCCAGUGCAUCUGUUUACUCUCUUAGACCCUAAGUCAUCUGGAAAUGAAGAGGGUGACUUGUUUGCAGAUUCUGAAAUUGAUGCCAACAGCUAUGAUCAGUUGAAUAGUAUGGAUUUCCUGUGUACAGUGGAAAAUGAUGAAAAUGGGGAUGAAUUAUAUCUCUCUUCCAAUGCCAGAGAAGCUUAUGCUAGAAUAGCUGAAUUAGCAGAAUAUGUGCUCAAAGAUCAGCAGGAGAAGCAGGUGGAAGACACUUUUGCAGGGAGCCUUAUUUUGGAUGAAAUGACUGCUGAAAACGCUGAGAUAUUUACUGAUGUAAAGAUGCAGAAAUGUCACAAAAGAACAUUUUUAGGCUCCGUAGAGAGUUGUGCUGAUGUUUCAGAACCCAAAUACAAGAAAAUUGUGGAUGCCCCUGCAGUGUCUACAAGGAAUGGCAGUUUCUUGGCUAUGCCUCUCAACAGCCAUCCAGCUAGCUCCACCUCGCUAACUCACCAGCACAUGUCCUUUUCUGUUCCCGCUAUCAAUGCACUGGGAAGAAGUUUUGUAAUUCCUGUUUCAGGAUCUUCAGCACCUUUGAUUCCAGAGUGUCUACCCCUUGGCAUAGACAAACAAGAGAAUAUAGACUUUGCAGAUCCUGCUCAGCAGAAAAACAAUUUUUUAAUUGGAAAUGCCACAUCAAGUAUUAUAGCAUACCCAGGCUUAGAAAUGUUCAAAGAAGUCCAAGUUCCUGUAAUUCCUUCUGAAGAACCUUUCAAAAGACCAAGGUCAGUGGAAGUUUUCUGUACAGCGCUUAAGGAUUACUUCGGAGACAUAUGCAAAUCUGUGGCCUUGGAGCGUGAAGUGACUCUUGAUCACUUGUUUAUUGAUGGUACACUCGUGCAAAACCAAAUUGAAACCAAGACUGGGAAGAACAGUGUAAAAGCAAUGGAAAAGGAGCUGGUAACUUACAGUCUACAAUGGAAGGAAAAGGCAUCACUUGAAAGAAGCCAAAUAUUUCAAAUCCCAGGAGGUAAAGAUUUAGAGACUAAAGUGAUUGUGGUGUUGGGAAAAGCAGGAAUGGGCAAAAGCAUUCUUGUACAGAAGAUCUGCCAGGACUGGUCCAAUGGAGAGUUUCCUCAGUUUGAAUUUCUUUUUUGGUUUGACUGCAAACAAAUAAGCUUGCCUGAGAAGUGUUACAGCUUGAAGGAUCUGCUUCUUGAUUUUUUUGUAAAACCUCAAGAGGGAAGCAAAGAGAUCUUUGAGUACAUAUUGCAAAAUCCUGCUAAAGUCCUUCUGGUUUUUGAUGGUUUUGAAGGGUUGCAUGACCAUGAGAAUUUUUCUCGUUGCUCAAACAGACAGCCUGACAAAGACUUGUACAGUAUAAAGGAGCUGCUUUCAGGACUUAUCCAAAAAAAGAUACUCAAUGGCUGUACUUUAUUACUUACAGCAAGACCGAAAGACAAGGUGAACCAGUACGUGUCCAAAGUGGAUAAGACUACUGAAAUAGUAGGAUUCUCUCCUCAGCAGAGAGAAUUGUACAUAACCAAAUACUUUGAAGGAUUACCCUACUGUGAUAAUGCACUGAAAUUAAUCAAAGAGAGUGAGUACCUGUUUAGUCAUUGUUACAGCCCUGUUAUGUGUAGAUUUGUUUGUUUCCUCUGUGAGACAGUACUUGAAAUGGGAGACAAAGGCCUUCCUUCAACUCUUACUACACUUUUCCUGAAAUUUGUUCAGCAAAAGAUAAUACCUAUGCAAACAGAUGUUACAGCUGUGCAAAAUCAAAAGAGCCUUGCUACACUAGCCCGUAUAGCCUGGUAUCUUGGAGAAAAGCACCAAAGUACCAUGAAAAGUGAUCUUCUUCCUUCUAAGGAAGUUAAAGAAUUUGCUCUGAAGUAUGGAUUUUUCCUGCCAUUUGCAUUCCCCAAACAUUCAGAUACUGAGGAGGAGGAAUUUGGGACCACAUUCUCCGAUUUCGUCAUUCAGAAUUUCUUAGGUGCGCUUCACCUUAUAUUAGCAGAAGACGUGAAGGAUAAAAGUCUAACAAAGUACCUGUCUUUUCCAUCCAAGAAGAAAAAGCCUUAUAACUGGUUAGAUUUACUGCCUCGAUUUUUGGCUGGAUUGUUGUUCCUCCAGGAUGAUGCCUACUUCUGCUCCCUUUCUAAUAAGGAAAUAAAACAAUCAACCAAGAAGCAGAAAACGCUCCUGAAAUAUAUUAGAAGGUUGCAGAUAAAUGACCUCUGUCCAGAGAGGUUACUCGAGCUUUUACACUGCGUAUAUGAAACACAAUACAAUUAUCUUUUGCAGCAUGUGACCUUAAGGCUCAAGCCAGACCUGUCUUUUCAGGGCAUUGUUAUUACACCACCAGAUGUUCAUGUACUGUACUCUACUUUAAAAAGGUCAAGAAAAGAGUUUUCCUUGGAUUUGCAAAACAGCAGCAUUGACAUGCAAGGGCUAAAAGACUUGGUUGGCCUGAAGAAUGUGGCAUCAUUCAGGGCCUCCCUUGGUGAUACAAUCAGGCUAUGGAAACACUUAGAACAGACAAAAGACUAUGAACUGUUGAAACUGUCAACAGAAAAAUUUGUUCUCGAUCCCUUAAAGGCAAAGACAAUGAAGGACAUCAAUGACCUUUCAGACCUUGUAGAAAUGCAGGAGAUGAUCAAUUGCAUGCAAGAUGCCUCUGGUUGCAGCAGCUAUGAAAUUCCUGCCAUAAAGAACCUGAGAAAAAUAGAGUUUGCUCUAGGUCCAGCAUACGGCCUUCAGGGAUUUCUAAAACUUGUGGAAAUUCUGCCAUCAUUUCCAACACUUCAGCAUUUAGACCUUGAUGCUCUGAGUGAAAAUGGCAUAGGAGAUGAAGGAGCAAAGAGUCUAUCUGAAGUCUUUCCAACACUGAGAUCACUGGAAAUAUUGAACUUAUCACAGAAUAAGAUAACAGAUGUGGGCGCAGAGAAACUAGCUACAGCUCUUCCUUCCUUAUCUUCAUUAACAACACUAAGCUUGUACAAUAAUAACAUUUGUGAUUUUGGAGCAGAAAAUCUUGCAGAAGUUCUUCCUGCAAUGGCAUCUUUAAGAGUGCUAGAUGUUCAGUAUAACAAAAUAACUGGUGUUGGAGCCCAACAGCUGACUGACAGCCUACGAAAAUGCCCCCACAUAAAAAACUUGCUGAUGUGGAAUCCUACAAUUCCCUAUGGAGUUCUCGAACACCUUCAGCAGCUGGACUCAAGGAUCAGCGUGUAGGUUCAGUUGUGUCCUGUAAAGGUAACAAAAAGAAGAAGGGAAGGUCUCCUCUGUGUUUUCCCAUCUUCUUGCUGCUUUAUGAAUCAGGAAUUAAAUGCUGAUUUUCAUAAUAGUGGCAAAAUGAAAAAUGUCCCAUUUAAGCUUCUGGGUGAUGCUUGAAGUGAGUGAAUGAUGGAGUUCAAGUUUUUAAAAGGUCAUUUUAUAUGCUUUUUAAAAACUCGGUUGUGCUUCCAUUGAAGUGAUGAACAGUUAAGUAACAUCAAGUUUCACAGAAGAGAAGGACAUCUGGAUAUUGCUCACCAUUAAAGGUGAACAGGAGUCACCAGCUUAUUGGUAGUAUAAAAUUCCAUCAUCGCUUCAUUGAAGUGUACACUGCAAGCUGCUGUACGUGCAACAUCUGAAGUAACAACAGAUCAAAUCUAAUUGUUUCAUGGUGCCAAUGAUAACUGCAAUUAAGUUCUCUUUGAUUUCAGGCUACCAAAGCUCAAUGUUACAGUUUUCACCUGCAAAUCUGGAUUAAAUUGAAGUAUUAGAGUCUGAAGCAUAAGUAAGAAUGACCAGUCUGAAAUUGUAAUAUUAUUGUUGCGAAUCUAGAAGUGGCUCAUUUCUUGAUGCUAAUUGCAAUACAGUCUUAAGAAAGGUAUUUUCAAUCAAAUAACUGUCUUGUUACAGAUUUCUUCAAAAAGAUUAGGGAAAAAAAGAAGAGAAAUGAAUUAAAACUGGAAGAGUAUCAGGGAUUUUUUGAUGAUAUAGCAGAAAUCCAAAUAUAUAUAAAUAGCUUCAGCUCUGCACAAAAAUCCUCAGUUUUUUACUCUGUCACAAAUGAGAACUUUAAAAGCUUUUUUUAAAUUUUAAGGAGUGAAAGAAUUUCACUCAGUGUGAGCUAUUAAGAAAAGAGAUUCUAUGUUGUCAUACUAUGUAUGUCAACUAAAGUAUAUGUGCAUGAAACUUUGAGGAACUGAAAACAAAAGUUGAACUUCUGAAAUGAACUUUUCUCAUUCAUAUACAUCAACUGAGAUUUAGUCUGUCACCUACAGGUGGCAAAUAAAUGUACAUGCAUCUAUUUUAUACUUGAAAGAGAUAUCACUACUUUGUGUUGUUUUUGUGGCCUGCUUUUACAGAGUUUGAAGAAUUAGGCAAUGAUAGGAAGUAGCAUAUUUCAAAGUGCUAAUGUAUCCAUUCUGCAGGCAUCAGUGUUAUGUGGACUGUACACCAGCCCUGCUGACUGCAAUAGCAAAACAAUUGUUUCCUCUUUUUUUUUCCUUCCUUCUUUUCUUGUACUUCAGCUCUGUGAGCAUGAAGAGAAUUUAUAAUUGUGCAGAGGCAUUUGUCAGGACUUUCACUCUGGUUCCAUGUCCACAUGUAGUCUGGAGACAGGAAAACAGUUGGAUGGUAAAAGCUAGAAGUAUUCAAUAUGCUACAGAUAAGGAAGGGAGGCUUCUGUACUUCAUUUUGCUAGCUCACCGUUAGCUCAACAACAUCCUUGAAGUUUCCUUUUGUUAGGAAGCACUGACAAUGCUGACCAAGGACCUUUGCAAAUGAAAAUCUCUCAACUCCAAAUGCUAUGAUGUGGUUCAAAAACAAUCCCCAAUCUAAACAGUUCAAAACUACAAACGAUUUCUGCCGAUCUGAACAGCCAGGAACCAGACGUGGAAGCAAUAGUACAAGAGAGCAAGGUAAAAAACACUAUGGAGAAUGUGAUUGUAACUAGGAAAUGGCAUUCUUCUUCACUACUUGCUUGGGUCUUCAAAUUCUAGCCAGAGCUGUGGAAAAAUCUCAUUCAUAUUCCCCCUCUUUAAAGCUGCUUGAAUGGGAAGUAGUUCGAACUAAAUUCAGUGUGACAUUCCCAUCAGCCUGUGACACUCCAGUCAUGCAGAGCUAUGGUGAGCCCUUGUCUCAGCUUCCUCUAGCUAACCUUUGAAUGACAAAUGCACCUGUAGGGAUAUACUCUGCAUCUAGGCUUCACUGUGACUGAAUCUAAGAAUACGCUAACAUUACAUAGGCAGCUGAAUAUUACAAGACUGUCUGGACUGCUAAAAUGGUGUUGGGUAUUCUACUAUUCUCUUAGUGGGAGAUGCGUGUUUAUAGUGUACAUAUUGUAAAUUCUGAUGCAGUGUUUUGGUUGUUUUUAUAUGAUUUUUUAAAAGUAUUAAUAAAAGUGAGUAUUUCUUUUU
This is a messenger RNA of Cygnus olor (mute swan), 5797 nucleotides long. It is a transcript of the gene CIITA, whose product is annotated as class II major histocompatibility complex transactivator. Lineage: Eukaryota; Metazoa; Chordata; Aves; Anseriformes; Anatidae. The record is from RefSeq and is a predicted model, not a curated record. The coding region runs from base 36 to 3623 and encodes 1195 amino acids. Gene Ontology annotation, molecular function: protein binding; ATP binding. Gene Ontology annotation, biological process: inflammatory response; positive regulation of MHC class I biosynthetic process; positive regulation of MHC class II biosynthetic process. The transcript is spliced from 19 exons.